Pistacia vera is the source of this 3809-nucleotide messenger RNA. RefSeq names its product cucumisin-like. The transcript has 18 exons. The coding region runs from base 6 to 3770 and encodes 1254 amino acids. Gene Ontology annotation, biological process: proteolysis. The record is from RefSeq and is a predicted model, not a curated record. Gene Ontology annotation, molecular function: serine-type endopeptidase activity. Lineage: Eukaryota; Viridiplantae; Streptophyta; Magnoliopsida; Sapindales; Anacardiaceae.
UUCAAAUGACAGCCAAAAUCUCUUUUUUCCCGUGGCUUCUCAUCCUGUACAGUCUCACCUUUACUUUACUUAUCAAACACACUGUUUCUCAAGACAAUCGACAGGCUUAUAUUGUGUAUAUGGGAAACCGGCCAGAGGGCCAAAUUAUCUCCACAGCGGCUCUUCACAUAAGCAUGCUACGACAAGUUCUCGGCAGCAACAUUGGUCAGGAAUCUCUACUUCGUAGCUUCAAGAGAAGUUUCCAGGGAUUUGUGGUGAAGCUGACUGAGGAGGAAGCUCAAAGAAUGGCCAGAUUGCGGGGCGUAGUAUCAGUAUUUCCAAACCGAAAGAGAAAGCUCCAUACAACAAGGUCAUGGGAUUUUAUAGGUUUUUCUCAACAAGUUGAAAGAGCAACAAUUGAAGGUGAUAUCGUAAUUGGAAUGCUUGACACUGGAAUUUGGCCGGAGUCUGCCAGCUUUGAUGAUCAAGGAUUCGGUCCACCACCUACCAAAUGGGAGGGCAGUUGCCAAGCCUCCUCCAAUUUCACUUGCAACAACAAAAUCAUAGGAGCAAGAUACUACCGAAGUGAUGGAGAAUUUCCUGCGGGUGAUAUAAUUUCUCCAAGAGAUGAGAAUGGCCAUGGCUCGCACACUUCAUCAACAGCAGCCGGUAACUUAGUUAGCUCGGCAAGCCUAUAUGGGCUUGCCCAGGGAACGGCUAGGGGCGGUGUCCCAUCAGCACGUAUUGCCGUGUACAAAGUAUGCUGGGCAGACGGUUGCUACGAUGCUGACAUGCUUGCUGCAUUUGAUGAUGCCAUUGCUGAUGGAGUAGACAUUUUAUCUAUUUCAAUUGGAGGGUCAAAUCCUCAAGAAUAUUUCGAUAAUGCAAUUGCCAUUGGAGCUUUUCAUGCCAUGACGAAGGGGAUAUUAACCUCUGUUGCUGCUGGUAACGAUGGUCCUUCCCUUGGAAGUAUCACCAAUGUUGCUCCAUGGUUUCUUUCUGUGGCUGCUAGCACCAUUGACAGGAAGUUUUUGACCACGGUGCAACUGGGAAACAACCAAACUUACCAGGGAAUAUCAAUAAAUACAGCUACUCUUGAAGGUAUGCUUCCUCUUAUUUACGGUGGAGAUGCGCCAAAUAUUUCUGCAGGCUACACAAAUGCUUCGUCAAGUUUUUGCUUGGAGGACUCGUUGGACCAAAAUUUAGUGAAGGGAAAAGUCGUUGUUUGUGAUAUUCUGGAUACAGGAGAAGGACCAUUUUACGCCGGAGCAGCUGGUGCUCUGAUGCGUGGCCAAAGCAACAGAGAUGCUGCAUACCAUUUUCCCUUGCCCACAUCUUACAUUAACACGGCCGAUGGUAACAAAGUUAUGCUCUACCUACGCUCAACCAGCACUGCGACUGCUACUUUGUUUAAGAGCCAUGAGGCUACUGACACAUCGGCUCCUUACAUAGUCUCAUUUUCCUCAAGGGGUCCAAAUCCUGUAACUUCUGAUAUUCUUAAGCCAGAUUUAUCUGCUCCAGGAGUUGACAUUCUAGCUGCAUGGUCUCUUGUUAACCCUGUUUCAGAAACUAAAGGGGAUAAUAGGUUCGUUCCAUACAAUAUAUUCUCAGGAACAUCAAUGGCUUGCCCACAUGCUACUGCUGCAGCUGCCUACGUCAAAUCCUUUCACCCAACAUGGUCUCCAGGUGCCAUCAGAUCCACUCUUAUGACCACUGUUAACUGCACAAUCACUUUCAAUUUGGCUAAACUCUCUGCCACUUAUUUCCUCUUCGCAGCUACUCCUAUGAGUUCAAAAUCAAACCCGGAAGCUGAAUUUGCUUACGGCGCAGGCCAAAUAAAUCCCAUUAAAGCUCUAAAUCCUGGGUUGGUAUAUGAUGCAGAGGCCAUUGAUUACAUAAAGUUUUUAUGUGGCCAAGGAUAUAACAACUCAAUUCUUCAACUUGUUACUGGUGACAACAGUAGCUGUUCAGAAACCAUUAAUGGAACAGUUUGGGAUCUUAACUACCCUUCCUUUGCCAUUUCUGCCAACACAUCAGGAUCAGGGAAUAUUAGUCAUGUCUUUAACAGGGUUGUAACAAAUGUGGGAUCGCCGUCGUCUACUUAUAAAGCUUCUGUGACAGCCCCGGAAAGACUUAAAAUCCAAGCAAAUCCUGACACUCUAAAUUUCACAUUUCUGGGAGAAAGGCAAGCCUUUACACUCACAAUUGAAGGAGCAAUGGUCCAGUCCAUAGUGUCUGCUUCUUUAGUCUGGGAUGAUGGUGUUCAUCAAGUGAGGAGCCCCAUCAUUGUGUAUCUUGACUAUAUCGUUUAUAUGGGUGAUCGUCCCAAGGGCGAAUUCUCUGCGUCUUCCGUCCAUACCAGCAUACUGCAACAAGUUAUUGGAAGUGGUGCAGAAGAACAUCUACUCUACAGCUAUCACAGGAGCUUCAAUGGGUUUGUUGCCAAGUUGACCCAAGAAGAAGUCCAGAGGCUGAAAGGCAUGGAAGGGGUGGUCUCAGUGUUCCCCAAUGGAAGAAAACAACUACACACAACAAGGUCAUGGGACUUCAUGGGAUUUUCUCAGAGUGUGCAAAGAGCACCUACUGAAAGCGAUAUCAUCGGAAUCUCUAUAAAUACAGUAGACCUUAAGGGACAGAUGCUCCCUCUCAUCUACGGAGGAGAUGCACCCAACAAAACAGCUGGUGCGGAUGGAUCCGAAUCCAGGUAUUGCGAGGAAGGCUCUUUGAAUGAGACCUUGGUACGAGGAAAAAUUGUUCUUUGUGAUGGGUUGGACACAGGGGAGGGGCCAGCACUUGCAGGAGCAGCUGGUUGUAUAAUGAGCGAUGAAAUUUAUCAAGAUGUGGCCUUUCUUUUUCCUAUACCUACUUCUUACUUGAACCUGAAGGAUGGAAGUAAGGUUGCAACAUACUUGAACUCAACUAGUGAACCAACAGCUGCUAUAUUCAAGAGUAUUGCGGUAAAGGAUGAAAUGGCCCCUUCAGUAGUUUCAUUUUCAUCAAGGGGACCUAACCCUAUCACAACAGAUAUUCUCAAGCCGGACCUGACUGCUCCUGGAGUGGACAUUUUAGCUUCAUGGUCACUAGCUACAAAAUUGUCAGAAUCUCCAGAAGAUAAUAGAGUAUCUCCUUACAAUAUAAUUUCUGGCACAUCCAUGUCUUGCCCACACGCGAGCAGCAUAGCAGCCUAUGUUAAGUCUUUCCACCCUACAUGGUCUCCUGCUGCUAUUAAGUCUGCUCUAAUGACAACAGCUUCUCCCAUGAAUGUUGAAUAUAACAGCGACGCAGAGUUUGGAUACGGAUCAGGUCAUCUGAAUCCAGUGAAAGCAGCUGACCCUGGAUUGAUAUAUGAUGCUGGGGUGCUUGAUUAUGUUAAAUUCUUGUGUGGACAAGGCUACAAUACUACACUUCUAAGGAUUUUGACUGGUGACAAUAACAGUUGUUCUGCGGCAAACACGGGAGCUGUAUGGGACUUGAACUACCCUUCCUUUGCUGUAUCAACCAAUUCUACGCAAUCCAUUACUCGCGUCUUCCAUAGAAAUGUUACAAAUGUUGGAUCACCAGUGUCCACUUACAAGGCAGCUGUUGUGACUCAGCCUGGAUUGGGGAUCCAAGUUCAACCAAGUGUUCUGUCUUUCAAGUAUGUUGGGGAGACCAAAUCCUUUGUUGUCACAGUUACAGCAGAGGUGUCGAAAUCGUUGAAUAGGAGCUCUGGAUCUUUAGUUUGGGAUGAUGGGGUGCAUCAAGUGAGGAGCCCAGUUGUCGCUUAUUAUCUCUUUGAAUCUGAAGUGUAAACAGAUUUAUGCACAAAUUACUAGUUGAAAAGCUGAAUU